This is a messenger RNA of Brassicogethes aeneus, 2354 nucleotides long. NCBI's taxonomy places the organism in Eukaryota, Metazoa, Arthropoda, Insecta, Coleoptera, Nitidulidae. The record is from the annotation of a GenBank genome assembly.
AACACUUUGGUGAUUUUGCCGCGUGCUGUUGGUAGUAGAGUUUUGUCUAAUAAACAAUGGCGUUCGUAGGACUGUAAUGGUGGCAUUCGAAUACUUAAAAUCACGAUUAUUUUUGUUGUUGUUUUCUUGACCGUGCGUCAUGACAACAAUAAAGAAGAAGUGGUCAAAAAGAUCAAAUAUCGUACAAUGACGUAACCACAUAUCAGCGUUCUAGUGCAAGUAAAGUAAUAAAAAUAAUGUCAGAAAAUGGCUUCUAAUUCAUACAGGGUGGAAUGGGUGGAAAUAAUAGAGCCAAGGACACAGGAGCACAUGUAUGCCAAUUUGGCUACGGGAGAAUGUGUAUGGGACCCUCCGGAAGGGGUGCCAGUCAAACGGACGGACUCGAAUCAGUGGUGGGAGCUAUUCGAUCAAAACACAGCACGAUUUUACUAUUACAACGCAACAUCACAAAGAACAGUAUGGCAUAAACCCACUAAUUGUGAUAUAAUACCUCUAGCAAAGCUGCAAACUUUAAAACACAACACUGAUUGCACCCCUGCACAGACCAGCAAUCAGGGUACACAAACCGGCGAUUUGGUGGCAAGGGGGCAAGUUUUGAGCUUAUCCGCCAGCACUCCACAGCUUAGACGUAAAUCUAGUGAUUUAAUAAGAAGCAGUAGUUUUAGUCAACGCGGCGCCGAAGCGCCUUUAUACUCGAACUGGCAUGAUACGCAUUUUUUACCGCUUGAGCAUUUUCUCUUAAACAACAGCCGCGACUCUGACUCGGAUCAUUCAGACUCCGGCAGUGAAUCUCUGACAGGUCACGAGCCUGACAAUGAGGACUCUGAUCAAUCAGAAGGUAGCUAUCUACCUCACAGACUAUCGCACAGACCCGUCGAAUACUUAAACUUGCCCACAUCGUCCACUAACGAUGCCACCUGCAACACAAAAGAACGUCCGCCAGCUCCGAUCCUCAUGAAGCCUUUGGCCGAGCCGCCCAUGCAACCCGAACGCGAAGCGGACAUGGAAAAAUUCGCCGCCGACAACCUGAACCUAGGCGGCAGAGGUUUAUUCAGACGCAAAGCCAGCGUCAGGGACUUACUCAGCUGGUCCGCGCGCAGCCUGCAGCGCCCGCUGCUCGCCUCCAGCAAGCCCGUAGCGCGGCAAGCUCUAGACAUGUUCCGACAAGUACAAAUGUAUAUGGGCGAUCGCAAAGCCCGUCCCGGAAUCUCGCUCAACUCGCUUCUGAUGGAGAUACUGGGCACUGCGCACGCGCAAGCAUUGCUGCGCGACGAACUAUUCGUGCAGCUGUGCAGACAGACCACGGAGAACCCCAGAAAGGAGUCGCUACUACGAGGAUGGGAGUUACUCACCAUUGCUUUAGCUUUCGUGCCGCCUAGUCCCGUUUUUCAGCCGGCACUGCUAGGGUAUUUGAAUCGUCACAGGGAUCCCACGUUCUCCAGGGUUUUCCCCGAUGUCAACCGAUGGCCCAUACAUGUACAGGUUAACCACUACGCAACGGUGGCAUGUCAGAGGUUGGAGCGCAUCGGUGCGGGUGGAAAGCGCUGCGCGCGCCGCCCCCAAAUGGACGACAUAGAAUCUGCGCGCAAACAAAUAUUCCAAGCUAGUCUCUUCGGCAACACGUUACGCGAGGUGAUGCAGCUGCAGGCAUCGCGCUGGCCGAACAAUAGGUUACCAUGGCCGCAGGUGGAGCUGUCGCAGCAAGUUUUGAAGCUGCAAGGUUUGACGACGGAGGGGAUAUUCCGCGUAUCGGCCGAUGUGGACGAAGUGAACCGAUUGAAGGCGCAGAUGGACAAGUGGGAGAUCAGCGAGGCCAGCGACGCACACGUGCCGGCGAAUCUGCUUAAGCUUUGGCUUAGAGAGUUGUACGAACCUUUGAUACCUGAUUCUCUCUACCCGGAGUGCGUAGCGGAACCCAUGACGUCAAGAAGAGCCUGCGACUUGGUUCUGCGCUUGCCCACACUGCACCGAUUGGUGCUGUGUUACUUGAUACGGUUCCUGCAGACGUUCAACAAACCCGACGUUAUUCAGCACACCAAAAUGGACGCCUCGAACUUGGCUAUGGUCUUUGCGCCCAACUGCUUGAGGUGCAUGGCGAGCGACCCGCGUACAAUGUUCGACAACGCGCGCAAGGAAAUGGCGUUCAUGCGCUGUUUAAUACUAGAACUCGACACGGACUGUGUGAGGGACAUGAUCUGACCCUAACCUCAACUACUUUUUUAUGUAAAUAAUUACAUAUGUAUUUAUACGAGUCUCAUUGUAACGAUUUUUUUUAAUUCGAAAAUUAGGCAACAUAUUCAUCGGCAGUUACAGUUUUUUUAUUAUUAUUCUACUUAACAAAUUGUGAUUUAAAU